Molecule: messenger RNA, 1731 nt
Organism: Diprion similis
Lineage: Eukaryota; Metazoa; Arthropoda; Insecta; Hymenoptera; Diprionidae
Product: tRNA N(3)-methylcytidine methyltransferase METTL6
Exons: 8
Coding region: 429-1238 (269 amino acids)
Source: RefSeq, a predicted model, not a curated record
UGCCGAUUGGUUUAGUGUCAUUACGCAAGCGUUUCGUCUCUCCAAAUAUUACCGUCGUUAGAAAGAUAUUCAUCGACGAUAGUGACAGAGAUGAUUAGAAUUCGAGAAGCGAAGAACCUUCGAAAAUUGCGCGCCAGAUGUUGUAGGCGGGAAGACACGGCGCAGCAGCGGAAGUUCCCCACUUUUUAGGCGUCAGCCAAUCAUCGUGAGUUAUUUCCAGCUCCCAGGAACAUCGCCCAGACAGCCAUUUCCUCGUUCACUUACUCACAGGAUCGCGUCGAGUUAGCCUGUUCGGAAUCUGCUGCAAUCCGCGUCAUGGAUCGCAUAUAACUGUAAAGUUUACAUGGGAAUAGCGACGUUAUACUGCAACUUUGAGUGAGAGACGAGUCGUUUCGAAACGCGGGGAUUCGAUCGGCCGACAUUUUACGAUGGAAAAGAGCGACGCUGGGCAGAUCAGCCACGUGGCGAAGCGCUUAACGGCCGAUGAGGAGAGCCGAAUGCUCGAACAGGAUUCGCGUUUGGUACCAGAACGGAAAGCUGCGCAAUUCGAAAAGGACGCUAAGAAGCACUGGGAUUUAUUCUACAAGCGAAACGAGACCCGGUUCUUCAAGGAUCGUCACUGGACCACGAGGGAGUUCGAGGAACUUCUGGGCCUCGGCGUCGACGACGGCGUUUUGCUCGAAGUUGGCUGCGGCGUCGGGAAUUUAUUCUACCCGCUGCUCGAAGAUGGACUUAAAAUGAGGAAAAUUUACGCCUGCGAUCUUUCUCCCAGAGCCGUUGACCUCGUGAAGAGUCACAAAUUGUUCGAUCCAGUAAAAAUAGUUCCCUUUCAAGCGGACGUUACCCAAGCUGAGUGCUUUUCUGCAAUCGAUCUUCCGGUGAAUGUGGCCACCCUGAUUUUCGUCUUAUCCGCUAUCCAUCCAGAGAAAUUUAAAAUGGUUGCUGAACAUGUAUAUGCUGUUAUGAAUACCGGUGGAACUGUCUUAUUUCGAGAUUACGGACUUUAUGAUAUGGCACAGCUGAGGUUCAAACCAGGACACAAAAUAUCCGAGAAUUUCUAUGUUCGACAAGAUGGAACCAGGAGCUACUAUUUCUCCAUCGAAGAAGUAAGGGACAUCUUCCUCUCUGCUGGUUUCCAAGAACUCAGCUGCUGCUACGUACAGAGGCGGACGAUAAAUGUCAAGGAAAAUAUCAAUGUACCCAGAAUAUUUGUUCAAGCUAAAUUCAAGAGACCGUGAAGGAUGAACAAACUAACACGGUACGCUAGUGCCAUGAAUCUUUCAAACUGAUGGACUUGAACCCGUCCUCGAUGCUAAGCAUUGACAAUGAGAUUGAUUAGGACUUACUUGCUUGCGGUGCAGUACAAAACACUUGUCUCCACCCAGAGGUGCUCGGCAAAGGAAAUGAAAGAGAUCAAUUUGUCAUAUCUUACCUUCAAGCGAUACUCCAAAGACCUCAACAUCGAUGAGAUUGUUAGUGUUUCCCGUUACGCGAGAGUGAAGAAACAUCGUCUCAUCCCGAGAUAUCAUUGCCGCUACGGAUUUUCAUCUCCAACAUUACAAGAUCACGGUUUUUCGUACCCAAACUGCAAAGGAUGUGCAGUAAUUUGACAUUACUAGUCCUGGACCUAGCCAAGUCUGAUGCGGAUGGUUGAACCUCGACUAAAGAAUCUAUCAAGUGUUUUUACUUUACACAACUGUUGUAUGCCGAUAAUAAAUACGUACAAAUUUU